AUGUAGGGCGGGGGGUGAGACACGGGCCUCGUGGGCGUAGCGCGAGGCCAGGCCCGAGGGCAAGGUGCAGGGGCACUAGGGGCCUCAUUCAGCCCCCUGGGCUCGUGGCUGGGCCUGUGGUUCUCAGCCAGGGGGUUGACAGCACCCCGGAGUGCAUGGAGGUCCUUGGCACGGUUCGGAGCGCAAACCAGACUGGCAAGAGAAACCCGGAGAUUUCACAUAGGAAUCCGCAGCCACGGGGCUCUCUUGAGCUCUUGGCGGCAGCAGUCGCCGCCGAAUUGCUCUCUUAUUUUGAAAAAUCUUGAGUUUAGAGAACCCAGGCCCUGCUGGAGCCCAGCAUCUCGCUGCCACGUCGCUCAGAAACCAAGAGCUGGCCUUUUCCAAGCAGCCCCUCCAGUGUAUGGAGGGGCUCCUGGAGCCUAAGAAAAAGGUUGAAAACCGCCAGCCUACCUCUUGACAUCAGUGUUGACACCGACUGGUCUACAAGGCAGACUUGAAGUAACUCAUUCUGCUAUUAAAGGCACGAGGAAACAGGCCCUUGGGAAUUGACGAGAGCCGGCUAUUCCUAUAAUCACUGAGCAUUGCCUGGUGUUAUGUACAGGAUCUCAAAGCACUUUACAAAGCUGAGUGAAUGUCACUAUUGUACAGAAGGGGAAACAGAGGUGCAGGAUUGACAUGACUAACCCAAGAUUCUGACCAUAAAAUGAGCCAGUCACCUGACAUAAUGUCCCUACAGAUUAUAUCAACUGUUAAUAAUUCAACUUUGAUUCAACCAGGCUUUUCUCUUCUGAAUUUUGAUGGGCAAGUCUUCUUUUUUGGACAGAAAGGCUGGCCAAAGAGAUCCUGUCCCACAGGCGUUUUCCUCCUUGAUUUAAAAAAGAAUGAGAUGAAACUGAAGCCUGCUUUUUUUUCUAAGGAGUCCUGCUACCUUCCCCCUCUCCGCUACCCUGCCACCUGCAUUCUUGAAGACAGUGAAGAGUCUGAGAAAUGUCAAUACGUCAUCCAUGGUGGGAAAACACCAAAUAAUGACCUUUCCAAUAAGAUCUAUGUUAUAAGUAUAGUAAGUAAGUCCAGCAAGAAGUGCACUUUUAAAUGCACUGAGAAAGAGUUAGUUGGUGAUGUCCCUGAAGCUAGGUAUGGCCAUACAGUUAAUACAGUUCAUAGCCGAGGUAAAAGCAUGACUGUUAUAUUUGGAGGAAGAUCAUAUGUCCCUUUUGGACAAAGGACCACUGAAAAAUGGAAUAGUGUGGUAGACUGUAUGCCUCAUGUGUUUUUGGUGGAUUUGGGGUUUGGAUGCUGUACCUCGUAUGUCCUUCCUGAGCUUCAGGAUGGACUUUCUUUCCAUGUUUCCAUUACUAGAAAUGAUACUAUCUAUAUCUUAGGAGGUCAUUCCCUUGAAAAUAACAUUAGACCUCCCAACCUGUACAGAUUAAAAAUUGACCUCCCACUAGGAAGCCCUGCUGUGAGCUGCACCAUCUUGCCCGGGGGAAUUUCUGUAUCCAGUGCUAUUGUUACACAGACAAGCAACAAAGAGUUUGUCAUUGUCGGGGGCUACAUGGCUGACAACCAGAAAAGGAUGGUUUGCAAUACAGUCACUGUAGAAGACAACAAAAUAGAGAUUGAGGAAAGGGAAGCCCCAGAUUGGACACCAGAUAUUAAGCACUGCAAGAUAUGGUUUGGUAGUAAUAUGGGUAAUGGGGCUAUCUUGCUGGGCAUACCAGGGGACAACAGGCAGCUGAUUUCAGAUGCAAACUACUUUUACAUUUUGAGAUGUAAAGCAGAAGGUGAGGAAGAAGAAGAACAGGCGGCACAAACUUUUAGCCAGACAUCUACAGAAGACCCAGGGGACUCCACUCCAUUUGAAGAUUCAGAAGAGUUCUGUUUUAGCACUGAAGCCAACAGGUUUGAUGAUGAUGAUAUUGACACCUACAAUGAGGAUGAUGAAGAUGAUGAAUCAGAAACAGGCUACUGGAUAAACUGCUCUGCCAAAUGUGAUAUAGACAUUAACACCUGGGUGCCAUUCUAUUCAACUGAACUGAACAAACCAGCUAUGAUCCUCUGUUCCAAUGGAGAUGGCCACUGGGUCCAUGCUCAGUGUAUGGACCUGUCUGAAGACAUGCUUUUACACCUUUCAGAAGCUAAUGUCAAGUACUUCUGCAAUGAGCAUGUGGAUUUUGCUAAGGGGCUGCAAACCCCUAAGAAGGUGCUGCCUUUGAAAAAACAACCCAUGAAGCCAUUACGGAGAAAAACAACCAUGAGGAUAACGGCACCAGUGAAAAAAUCCUUUCUUCGGCGGUUAUUUGAAUAGAUUUGCACCAAUGAUUAAUGUUUUGUUCAGAUGAAAUAAGGUCACAGGCCAAAGAUAGUCAAUGAUGGUUGCAAGUAUAUUGGAUAUUAGAGAUCCUAGUAGUGUGCUCUUUAUUAUUAUUUUUAAUUGUAAUUAUUAGACAAUUUUAAUCUAAUUUAAAAGCUCAAGCUAAUAUAUAUUAUAGUAGCAUCCAGGGGUUACAAUCAGAAUUAAAGCUCAAUUGUGCAGGAGCUAUAAAAAAACACAAAAGGCCAGAUUCUGAAAGUCUUGCUCAAUUUACAUAACCUUAGUCCACAAUAACCCACUGACUUUAAUAGAAUUUAAUAGAAUGAAGAGUAAGGCCCUAUCUGGUGUGAAGAAUAGAGUUAGAAUCUGGAACAUGAUGUCACACAUUUUGUUUUGGUAUCUCAGUCAGUAGAACUAGAAACACAGGGCAUAAAUUCCUGGCUUCAUUAAUCUAGUUUUAUGCUAGUCUAUUGAACUACAAUCAAAUAAAUUAUGCUGGCAUUAAACUGAAAUGAUGCAGUGGUGGCUCAGGUCUGUUGUAUCUAAUUUGGGAAUCCUUCAUUUUAGGGUGCUUAAUUUUGGUACCUGAUCUUUGAUUUUCAGAGGUGAUCAGCAGCUGAAGUUAGCUUGUGGGAGGUCUGCUUGUCCAAAAAUCAGACUACCUAUUUUAUUUCCUUUUCAAAGAUGGUAUUCAUGGCUAACACAUUAGUGAUUUCAAGUAGCUCAAUAUGUAACUUGUUUGUGUCUGUUAAAGCAUAUACUGAAUUAAUAAAGCAAUAAUAAAAAGAGCUUUCUAUGUUUUUCCA
Messenger RNA from Alligator mississippiensis (American alligator), 3120 nucleotides. It is a transcript of the gene RAG2, whose product is annotated as recombination activating 2. Lineage: Eukaryota; Metazoa; Chordata; Crocodylia; Alligatoridae. Bases 704 to 2308 code for a protein of 534 amino acids. Gene Ontology annotation, molecular function: sequence-specific DNA binding; protein binding. Gene Ontology annotation, biological process: V(D)J recombination. The transcript is spliced from 3 exons. Gene Ontology annotation, cellular component: DNA recombinase complex; nucleus. The record is from RefSeq and is a predicted model, not a curated record.